GCAGACUUGUUUAGUAGUAUUCAUGAACCAAACUACGCAGCGGUUCAGUCGGGCACGUAUGGAAAUCCGCCUAAGCUGCGCUGGUUGCGCUUUGGCUGGGAUUAACCACAGAAAACGGGUUUCUGUGGUCGUUUUUUGAGGAACCGACCCGGCUGAUGAUUAUUUGACGGUCGAGCUAAUGGAUGAACCCGUUUAGCUUAAAAAUGCAAACUGAAGUCAGAUAUUAAUGGAGGAAAUGUGCAGUGAUGCGGGACACUGAGAGAAAUCCGUAUAUGUGAUCGGAGACUGAAUAUGGACCGUGCAUCAGGAUAUUAGAUCUGUUUAAAAUAUAGAUCAGCUGCUUUUUUACGGGCUGGUCGAUCACAUCUGAUCUGGAUCUUCUUACCCAGGCUUGAACAUCUGAUCUGAUCUGUACAAAAGGCUGUAUAUACCAGGACUACUUUCUCUGUCAUAAGUGGAACCGGUGAGACAAAUUCCUUCCUUCAUGCUGCCUGGGUAAAUCAGGGCGAGCAUGGCAGAUAAAACUGCGCCACGCUGCCAGCUUCGCCUCGAGUGGGUGCACGGUUACCGGGGACACCAGUGCCGCAACAACCUCUACUACACAGCUGGAAAGGAGAUAGUAUAUUUUGUGGCCGGGGUUGGAGUGGUCUACAACACAAGGGAACACACACAGAAGUUUUACCUGGGACACAAUGAUGACAUCAUCAGUCUUGCUUUGCACCCUGAUAAGAUCCAGGUGGCCACCGGACAGGUCGGAAAGGAUCCGUUUAUCUGUGUGUGGGACUCGUACACACUGACCACAGUAUCCAUCCUAAGAGACAUGCACACACAUGGUGUGGCCUGUUUAGCCUUUGAUGCUGAUGGUCAGCGAUUGGUGUCUGUAGGUCUUGAUGCCAAAAACACAGUGUGUGUGUGGGACUGUAAGAAAGGACGCGUGCUAGCCACCGCUACAGGACAUUCUGAUAGGAUCUUUGACAUCUCCUGGGAUCCCUACCUGCCUCACAGGCUAGUGAGCUGUGGAGUAAAGCACAUCAAAUUUUGGACAUUAUGUGGAAAUGCACUGACACCCAAAAGAGGAAUCUUUGGAAAGACGGGAGAUCUGCAGACCAUUCUGUGUUUGGCCACGGCAAAAGACGAAGUGACAUACUCGGGCGCUCUAAAUGGAGACAUCUAUGUGUGGAAGGGACUGAACCUCACGCGCACCAUUCAGGCUGCUCAUGGGGCUGGGAUCUUCAGUAUGCAUGCGUGUGAGGAGGGUUUCGCCACCGGCGGUCGGGACGGCUGUGUUAGACUCUGGGACACAGACUUCAAACCCAUCACCAAGAUAGACCUCAGGGAGGCUGAGCAAGGAUAUAAAGGUCUGUCCAUCCGGAGCGUGUGCUGGAAGGCUGAUCGGAUCCUGGCCGGGACUCAGGACAGCGAGAUUUUCGAGGUGAUGGUACGGGACAGGGAUAAACCUGUGUUGGUCAUGCAGGGUCACUCGGAGGGUGAGCUCUGGGCUCUGGAUCUUCACCCCAAACAGCCAAUCGCAGUAACUGGCAGUGAUGACCGAUCUGUCCGACUAUGGAGCCUGGUGGAUCACACACUUAUUGCUCGGUGUAACAUGGAGGAAGCUGUUCGCAGUGUGUGCUUUAACAACGACGGUUCUCAGCUUGCUCUGGGGAUGAAGGACGGCUCCUUCACUGUACUCAGAGUCAGAGACAUGACAGAGGUGGUGCAUAUCAAAGACAGGAAGGAGGUCAUUCAUGAGCUAAAGUUCUCCCCCGACAGCGGCUACCUUGCAGUGGGCUCCAACGACGGCCUGGUGGACAUCUACGCCGUUGCCCAGCGCUAUAAAAAAGUGGGUGAGUGCAACAAAUCCACUUGCUUCAUCACUCAUCUGGACUGGUCUGUGGACAGCCGCUUCCUGCAGACCAACGAUGGUGCCGGGGAGAGACUCUUCUACAGGAUGCCAGCUGGGAAAUUCCUUCCCAAGGAGGAAGCCAAAGGGAUUCACUGGAUGACGUGGACCAGUGUGUUAGGACCAGAGGUCAAUGGGAUCUGGCCCAAGUACUCCAAUGUCAAUGACAUCAACUCUGUCGAUGCUAACUACAGCAAUGCGGUGCUGGUGACGGGGGACGACUUUGGCCUUGUCAAGCUCUUUCGGUUUCCUUGUCUUAAAAAAGCUGCCAAAUUUAAGAAAUACAUAGGUCAUUCUGCACAUGUGACCAAUGUGCACUGGUCACAUGACUUGCAGUGGGUGGUGAGCACAGGCGGAGCCGAUCACUCUGUGUUCCAGUGGAGGUUUCUGCCUGAGGGGGUAAUGAAUGGUGUACUGGAGCCUCUUUUACAAGAAGGAUAUGCUGAUUCCAACAGCGGCGAGUCAGACUCAGACCUCUCUGAUGUUCCUGAGCUGGAUUCAGACAUUGAACAGGAAGCUCAGAUGAACUAUGAACGACAGGUUUAUAAGGAGGAUCUGCCUCAGCUCAAGAGGAAGCUAGUGGGCUCUUUGAAAAGGCAGAAAGCUCCAGAUGAAGGACUCCGACUGCAAUUUGUGCAUGGGUACAGGGGUUGUGACUGCAGAAAUAAUCUGUUCUACACACAGACCGGUGAGGUGGUUUAUCACAUAGCGGCUGUAGUUGUGGUUUAUAACAGACAGCAGCACAGCCAGCGCUUUUACCUCGGUCAUGAUGAUGACAUCUUGAGCCUCACUGCACAUCCACUAAAAGACUAUGUAGCUACUGGACAGGUGGGCCGAGACCCAGCCAUUCAUGUUUGGGACGUACAGACUCUGAAGUGUUUGUCCUUGCUGAGAGGCCAUCAUCAGAAAGGAGUGUGUGCACUGGAGUUUACAGCGGAUGGAAAGAGCCUGGUGUCUGUGGGGAUUGAUGAAGGCCAUUCCAUAGUGAUGUGGGACUGGAAGAAGGGUGAGAAGCUGGCCAAGGCAAGAGGCCACAAAGACAAAAUCUUCGUGGUGAAGGGAAAUCCAUUCCGCAUGGACAAGCUUGUCACAGUGGGUGUGAAGCACAUAAAGUUCUGGCUGCACACAGGUGGAGGCUUGACAUUUAAGAGAGGGAUAUUUGGAAACCUGGGCAAGCAGGAGACCAUGAUGUCAGUGUGCUAUGGACGCUCCGAGGACCUGGUGUUCUCUGGUGCCACCACAGGCGAUGUUUACAUCUGGAAAGACACAACACUGAUAAAGACUCUCAAAGCUCACGACGGCCCAGUGUUUACCAUGUGCUCACUGGACAAGGGGUUUGUAACUGGAGGGAAGGAUGGAAUAGUGGAGCUGUGGGACGAUAUGUUUGAGAGGUGUUUGAAGACCUAUGCCAUCAAAAGGGCUGCGCUCUCUCCUUCUUCCAAAGGCCUGCUGCUGGAGGAUAACCCCUCAAUACGGGCUAUCUCUCUGGGCCAUGGACACAUCCUGGUAGGUACCAAGAAUGGAGAAAUCCUGGAGAUUGACAAAAGUGGCCCUAUGACUCUACUAGUUCAGGGUCAUAUGGAGGGAGAAGUAUGGGGUCUUGCUGCACACCCUUUGCUGCCUAUAUGUGCCACUGUGAGUGAAGAUAAAACCCUCAGAAUUUGGGAGCUAUCCGCCAACCAUAGAAUGGUAGCUGUCCGCAAACUUAAGAAAGGUGGUAGAUGCUGUGCCUUUUCCCCGGAUGGGAAAGCCUUAUCUGUGGGUCUGAAUGAUGGAAGCUUCCUGGUGGUGAAUGCAGACACUUUGGAGGACAUGGUGACCUUUCACCACAGGAAGGAGAUCAUCUCUGACCUCAAGUUCUCUCAAGAUGCUGGAAAGUACCUAGCUGUGGCCUCGCAUGAUUCGUUUGUAGACAUUUACAAUGUACUGACCAGUAAAAGAGUAGGCAUCUGUAAAGGAAUGACCAACUACAUCACCCAUAUCGACUGGGAUACCCGCGGUAAAUUGCUGCAAGUAAACACUGGUGCCAAAGAGCAGUUAUUCUUUGAAGCUCCUCGUGGACGUAGACAGAACAUCUCAGCUGCUGAGUUUGAGAAGGUGGAAUGGGCUACGUGGACGUCUGUCCUGGGAUCUACAUGUGAGGGAAUCUGGAAUACGUUUAGCUUCAUCAAUGCCUCUUCACUUACCAAAGACAGAAAGCUGCUGGCUACAGGAGACGAUUUCGGCUUUAUCAAACUCUUUAGCUUUCCCUGUAAGGGUCAGUUUGCCAAGUUUAAGAAGUACCUGGGCCACAGUGCCAACGUGACGAAUGUCCGAUGGUCCAACGACGAUACCAUGCUGCUGUCAGUGGGCGGGGCUGACACCGCGCUGAUGAUCUGGACGAGAGAGGGGAUCGGGCCGCGUGAGAGCAAAGCGGUGGACAGCGAGGAGUCCGAUGAUGAUGCGGACGAAGAUGGAGGAUAUGACAGCGACGUGGCGAGAGAGAAGAUCGUAGAUUACACUGCUAAAAUCUAUGCGGUCAGCAUUAGAGAGAUGACCGGAGUUAAACCACACCAACAGCAGAAGGAGAUUAUAGUGGAUGAGAGGCCUCCUGUUAGCAGAGCAGCACCACUACCAGAGAAACUGCUCAAGAACAACAUCACCAAGAAGAAGAAAUUAGUGGAGGAGCUAGCACUUGACCAUGUGUUUGGAUACAGAGGCUUUGACUGUCGUAACAAUCUACACUACCUCAACGAUGGAGCUGAUAUCAUCUUUCACACAGCAGCUGCAUCUGUGAUCCAGAGUCUCUCUGCUGGCACACAGAGCUUUUACCUCGAGCACACUGAUGAUAUCCUCUGUCUCACUGUCAAUCAACAUCCCAAAUAUCAAAACGUCAUCGCCACGGGACAGAUAGGUUUAGCCCCUUCUAUCCAUGUGUGGGAUGCGAUGAGUAAGCAGACCCUGUCUGUGCUGCGUUGUUCCCACGCCAAAGGAAUUGGCUACGUCAACUUCAGUGCCACCGGCAAACUGCUGCUAUCUCUGGGAGUGGAUCCAGAACACACCAUCACUGUGUGGCGCUGGCAGGAAGGAACCAAAGUGAGCAGUAAGGCAGGUCACUCAGAGCGGAUCUUUGUGUGUGAGUUCCGACCCGACUCGGACACACAGUUUGUGUCUGUCGGAAUUAAACACAUUAAAUUCUGGACGCUGGUGGGAGGAUCGCUGCUUUAUAAGAAAGGAGUCAUCGGAGCUGUGGAGGAAGCUAGGAUGCAAACCAUGCUUUCUGUGGCUUUUGGUGCUAAUAACCUGACAUUUACUGGUGCCAUUAAUGGUGACGUGUGCGUAUGGAGAGAUCACUUCUUGGUGCGUGUGGUGGCUAAAGCUCACACUGGACCCGUCUUCACCAUGUACACCACUCUCAGAGAUGGCCUUAUUGUCACAGGGGGCAAAGAACGACCGACCAAAGAGGGGGGAGCAGUGAAGCUGUGGGAUCAGGAGAUGAAGAGAUGUCGAGCGUUUCAGCUGGAGACGGGGCUUCCUGUGGAGACUGUCAGAUCAGUCUGCAGAGGGAAGGGUAAGAUUUUGGUGGGAACUAAGGACGGCGAGAUCAUAGAGGUGGGAGAAAAGAACGCUGCCUCCAACACCUUGAUCAACGGACACACACAGGGUCGUAUUUGGGGCCUGGCAACACACCCAUCCAAAGAUCUCCUAAUCUCCGCUAGUGAUGAUGGAACAAUCCGCAUCUGGGAUUUAGCAGACAAGAAACUUCUAAAUAAGGUGAGCCUGGGUCAUCCAGCAAAGUGCACAGCAUUCAGUCCUAACGGAGAGAUGGUGUCAAUCGGCAUGGAGAACGGAGAGUUCAUUGUAUUGCUGGUUAAUUCCCUGACUGUGUGGGGCAAGAAAAGAGACCGCAGUGUGGCCAUCCAGGACAUACGGUUCAGUCCUGAUAACCGACUUUUGGCCGUUGGCUCCAUUGUGGGUGCUGUGGAUUUCUACAACCUGACUCUCGGUCCUUCCCUCAACCGAAUCGGCUACUGCAAAGACAUCCCCGGCUUCGUCAUCCAGCUUGACUUCUCGGCCGACAGCAAGUUUAUUGCGGUUUCUACAGGAAACUAUAAGCGGCAGGUCCAUGAGGUCCCCAGUGGGAAGAUAACAGAGCAGACGAUCGUGGACAGAAUCACCUGGGCCACCUGGACCAGUGUCCUCGGUGAUGAAGUGCUGGGUAUUUGGCCACGGAAUGCAGACAAGGCUGAUGUGAACUGUGCUUGUGUCUCUCACGCCAGUCUCAAUGUGGCUACCGGGGACGACUUUGGCAUCGUUAAGCUCUUCGAAUUCCCCUGUGUUGAAAAAUUUGCCAAACACAAGCGCUACUUCGGCCACUCUGCUCAUGUGACUAACAUUCGCUUCUCCUACGAUGAUAAAUAUGUGAUAAGUGUUGGAGGAAACGACUGCAGUGUGUUUGUAUGGAAAUGUCUGUGAAAAAAGAAGGAAAAAAGAAAAAGAAAAAAAUUCUACUGAUUCCUCUGAUAUGAAUGCUGCACACCUUCUAAUGCUGCAUCUGAUCACAGUGUGGGAAUGGACUGGAACUUCAGUGGUUCAGCAGAUAGUGAGUUUUGCCACCAUUCCUUGUAAAAAAAAAAGAAAAAGUGCAAUGUUUACGUUCUCAUAUACUUUCACUAAAGUGGAGUAAAAACAUAGUCAUGCCAAUAUUUAACAGAUAAAUGUAUUACUUUUAGUUUUGACAUUGAGUGCCUUAAACACACCGUUUGCUGAAUUUUACCCAUUCAGUGAUUCUGAUUCAUAUCCGGUGCUAUAUGGAACUUAAAUUAGGGCUUUGAAUGGUCUGUAAAAUCUCAUCACAUGUCAUGUUAUGCAAAUGUGUUUUUAUUUUUAUAUUUUGUACUAAUUGUUAAAUGUACCUAGUUCUUUAGUUCUUCCUAUGAAGUAAUAUUCAUCCAAAAAAAACCCCAAUAACUUGGGACUCAGGAGCCUGUUAGGGCAUAAACACUGUACCAGACUAUUUGUAGACGUUAUUUUUAAUGUGUGAUAUUUUUGUUAAAAGAUUUAUUUUUUAUUAGUGUAUGUAUUUAUGUAUGAAGUAUGCAACCUAAUCAGUCAUACAAAAAUGCAAAAAACUAUGAAAACCUAGUAAGAAACGAUGUGUACUGUUGUCCGCAAAGUAUGUACUGCGAUGCGCUGUUUGUAGUCAGUGAUGUGAUGAAAAACGUGUCUGUUGUGUAUAAAUAUCUAAAAAAAAAAGUCAAGUAACAUGUUUGUUUUUGUAUUUAUUGAAUGUCAAAAUACUGUUGAUGUAAUUGAAAGACGUUAAAUCAAUGCAUGAUCUUGAUUGUGUAAUGGUCUAAUGAUAUAAUAGAUGAGUGAAUGGUAUUAAAACUAUUACA
Messenger RNA from Trichomycterus rosablanca, 7278 nucleotides. RefSeq names its product EMAP like 6 (gene eml6). The transcript has 42 exons. Lineage: Eukaryota; Metazoa; Chordata; Actinopteri; Siluriformes; Trichomycteridae. Bases 512 to 6355 code for a protein of 1947 amino acids. Gene Ontology annotation, molecular function: microtubule binding. The record is from RefSeq and is a predicted model, not a curated record.